Spinacia oleracea (spinach) is the source of this 583-nucleotide messenger RNA. RefSeq lists its product as uncharacterized. NCBI's taxonomy places the organism in Eukaryota, Viridiplantae, Streptophyta, Magnoliopsida, Caryophyllales, Amaranthaceae. Gene Ontology annotation, biological process: ribosome biogenesis. The record is from RefSeq and is a predicted model, not a curated record. The transcript has 4 exons. Bases 37 to 507 code for a protein of 156 amino acids.
UUGUCACUUCAGUUUCGUGAUAUUGCCACCAUUGUCAUGGAAAACACCAUUAAUCCUGACACGAAACGCCCUUACUCGAUAACUAUGAUCGAACGUUUGAUGCAUGACAUCCAUUUUGCUGUUGAUCCUUAUAACAGUUCCAAAAAGCAGGCACUAGAUGUUAUUCACCGGCUUGUAAAGAAAUUUCCCAUCAAAAGAUCUCCAAUGAGACUUCGACUUACUGUUGGUGAGAAGAAUUUUUCCACUAUAUUGGAGAAGCUAGGCACUUGGAAUGGUGAGAUUGUGACUAUGGAUGAAUCUGGAACUCAAUUUUCAGUUGAUGACCAGAAGAUGGCAGCAAGGUUGGCUAACACAAUGUGCAAUUCACUUAAAGGAAGACCUGCCCUGGGUCGUAUUUUCCAAGGAAAGGAGCCACCUCAAUUUGUUGCUAUAUUUCAGCCUAUGGUUGUGCUAAAGGUACUUGCAGGGAUCGAGUCGAUUGGAAUUAGAAAGUCAACACGGCCUUAAUUAAGGUUUGUAAUGCAUGAUCUAAAGGGAGCUAAGUGGCCGGAUUAGAGAAAUUUGUUAGAUUAGCUCUCUAGCC